Molecule: messenger RNA, 1665 nt
Organism: Penicillium cataractarum
Lineage: Eukaryota; Fungi; Ascomycota; Eurotiomycetes; Eurotiales; Aspergillaceae
Product: aromatic amino acid and leucine permease
Exons: 1
Coding region: 1-1665 (554 amino acids)
Biological process (GO): amino acid transmembrane transport
Cellular component (GO): membrane
Molecular function (GO): amino acid transmembrane transporter activity
Source: RefSeq, a predicted model, not a curated record
AUGUCCAUUUCCGCCAUGUCGGAGGACCACGAUAUUCACAUUACCUCUUCCAAAGAGAAAUACCCUAAUUACAACGCCGAGAUGACCAAAGAAGGAGAUGUGGAGAAUGCUGCUGGGCAGCUGGAGGAAAUCCACAAUUUCAAACAGGGACUCCACCAGCGACACAUCCAGAUGAUCGCGCUGGCUGGCACUGUUGGAACGGGUCUGUUUCUCAGCUCAGGUCGUGCCAUCGCCCAUGCCGGCCCAUUAGGAGCAUUCCUGUCAUAUUCCAUUAUUGGUCUCGCUGUAUCGAGUGUGGUCUUUGGUGUCGGAGAGAUGGGCUCAUUGGCGCCUCUGAACGGUGGUGUAAUACGUUAUGCGGAAAUAUUCUUCGAUCCUGCCCUCGCAUUUGCCAAUGGAUGGAAUCAAGUGUACUCCUAUAUUGUAUCCAUCCCGGCCGAAUUGGUCGCGUGUGCCGUCAUUGUCGAGUUCUGGAUCACCGUCAGCAGCGCCAUAUGGAUCACCGUGUUUGGUCUCAUUAUGAUAGUAACAGCUCUUCUCUUCGUGCGCAUUUAUGGUGAACUCGAAUUCGGUUUUUCGAUUCUCAAAAUCAUGUUGGUUAUCGGUAUCAACAUCAUGGCUCUGGUCAUCACUUGCGGCGGAGCGCCAAACCACAAAACCACGGGGUUCGAAUAUUGGAAGGCUCCGUACGGCCCUUUCGUCCAAUACCUUGGCAUCAAGGGCUCACUAGGUCGAUUCCUCGGAUUUUGGACCACAUUCAGCAACGCUCUAUACGCUUAUUCAGGCAUUGAAAAUAUCACGGUUGCUGCUGCAGAGACCCGAAGCCCCCGCCAAGCUAUUCCAAUGGCCGCACGCCGCAUCUUUGUCCGUAUCCUACUAUUCUACGUUAUUACGAUAUUCAUGGUCGGUUUGGUUGUAUCCUCUGCCGACCCCAGUCUACUCCGAGACUCUGGAACAGCGGCCCAGUCUCCUUUCGUCAUUGCCGCCAAGGAUGCCGGUAUCAAAGUGGUGCCAUCGAUCAUCAAUGCCGUUGUCCUUACCUCAGCUUGGUCAUCGGGUAACUCUAACAUGCUUGGUGGCUCUCGAAUUCUAUAUGGUAUGGCAAUGCAGGGCCAUGCUCCCGCUAUCUUCAAGCGUCUUAACCGCUACUCAAUCCCCUACGUCGCCGUCGCCCUUUACGGCAUCUUUAUGGCCCUUGGUUAUAUGAGUCUCUCUGACGGCGCAUCCUUGGCUUUCACAUGGCUUCAGGACCUAGUUUCUAUUUCCACAAUAGUCAACUGGAUUACUAUCCUGGUCGUUUACCUACGAUUCCUAUAUGGAUGCCAGAAGCAAGGGAUCGACCGGAAGAGAGAAUUGCCCUGGGCGGCUCCGUUCCAGCCUUAUGGCACAUGGUUUUCAUUGGUCAUUUUCGUUCUUCUCUUCCUCACUGGAGGAUAUUCUACGUUUAUGAAGGGACAUUGGAGUACGGAAACUUUUAUUUCCUCUUACUUCAAUUUGCCGUUUAUUCUCAUCGUGUACUUUGGCUACAAGCUCUGGAUGAAGACGAAGAUCAUUCCGUUGGAGGAUAUUCCAAUUCGGGCCUUCAUUGAACAUUACCAGCAGAACCCCGAGCCAGAGCCCGCGCCCAAACGGGGGAUUCAGCGAUUGAAUAUUCUAUGGUCUUAA